Melampsora larici-populina 98AG31 is the source of this 615-nucleotide messenger RNA. RefSeq lists its product as uncharacterized. Bases 1 to 615 code for a protein of 204 amino acids. Lineage: Eukaryota; Fungi; Basidiomycota; Pucciniomycetes; Pucciniales; Melampsoraceae. The record is from RefSeq and is a predicted model, not a curated record. The transcript has 4 exons.
AUGGUUUUCACCAAGCUCAUCACUUUUGUUUUCGUCCUCUCUUCCAUCAAGGCCAUUAUGGUAGCUGAGACAAAUGUCAUAUCUCCUCGAUCCGUGUCACCUAUGGUCCAUUUGAUGCCGCGGGCUCUACCUCCCUGCCCCAAAUUUGGUUUUUCUGCUGAGGUGCCUUCUGAAGCCACAUUGAACGCAGCCAUUGCAGAAGACGAAGCUUACGCAGCCAAAUCAUACGCUUGGGAGCCCAAGAGUUGCGCUCUCGGUGGACAAAAUUGUGUAAAGACGCCAAGCGUCGCGGGAGCGCGGAUGAACAUGGCGACAGUGGCCCCCAUUACGCAUACUUUUGAAAUUCCUGAUGAACAGGCUGUGAUUUAUCUUAUACCUAAUGGGUAUCCCACAUUUCAGUGGACGGCUCCUGGUGGAACUGUUAACUCGUACAUGGCACACGGAACUGAUUACAUACUUGUGAGGGGUUGGGCACUGUCAGUCGAGUUUUGGGAUGGUGUCACUCCUAAAAUGGAGGCUCCAGGACAGGGUAACCCCGAUAUUACCUUUUGCUCGCAAAUUCCCGACGGUGAUAAAACUAUCGUGUAUAACCCAGACGCUCCUCACAACUCAUGA